Molecule: messenger RNA, 1187 nt
Organism: Prunus persica (peach)
Lineage: Eukaryota; Viridiplantae; Streptophyta; Magnoliopsida; Rosales; Rosaceae
Product: protein MIZU-KUSSEI 1
Exons: 1
Coding region: 129-881 (250 amino acids)
Biological process (GO): hydrotropism
Source: RefSeq, a predicted model, not a curated record
CUCUGCACACACCGCACCAACACCAGAGUUCCCAACCUCUCAGAGACUCCAAGACUCAACCUUUCGACAUUGAAAGUUGGAACUCUAAACCCAAAUCCCAAGAAACCAACCCCAAAUCAACCAAAACCAUGACCAAGAUCGACGCCAUCCGUCGAUUUAUCAUCCCCUGCUUCUCCCCCACCAAGAAAACAACCCACUCCGCCGGCACCAAGAAACGCCUGAGCACUUCCCUGCGCGACGACCUCGACGACAUUGACGCCGCUACCUCCAAAACCCACGACCCACGAGACCAAGAUUCGCAGUCUUCCUCACCCACAACCGAGAAUGACGCCGUCUCGACAAUCGCGCCCCAGCAGCCUCGUCCCUCGAAAUCCAUGGUCAUCGGCACCAUCUUCGGCCACCGCCUCGGCCACGUGUGGUUCUGCAUCCAGCACGACCGCCUCUCCACCAAACCCACCCUCCUCCUCGAGCUCUCCAUCAAGACCCACCAGCUCGUCAACGAGAUGCGAUUCGGCCUCGUCCGCGUAACCCUCGAGUGCGACGAGUCGGGCCGGUCCCAGCUCGCCACGUGUCCGCUCCAUUCCGUCCCGCUCUGGACCGUCCACUGCAACGGCCGCCAACUCGGGUUCGCGGGGAGGAGGAGAGCGAGCGAUAAGGUGAAAUUGAUGCUGAAGACGAUGCAGUCGACGACGGUCGGCGCCGGGGUUAUGCCGACCGGGUACGGGUUGGAGUCGGAUUCGGGUCAGGAGGUGAUGUAUAUGAGGGCUAACUAUGAGCACGUGGUGGGGAGCGCUGACUCGGAGUCGUUUCAUCUGAUUAACCCGGAUCAGUACCCGGGUCAAGAACUCAGUGUCUUCUUGCUUAGGUCCAAGCACUCAUGAGACUUCUGCUCAAGGUUCAAGGUCACAUUUUUAUUUUAAUUAUUAUGGGUCUCUCUGGUUAUUUCUUCUUUUCCUUUUCUGGGAACUGUUGAAAUGGAAAGUGAAAACUAGGUGUUUUCUGUAGCUACGGAUUUUUUGGAAAAUCCUUGUUGGGAAUUUGGGGUUUUUGUAAUUUUCUUGGAAGAGAAAUUCGUUUUUUUUCUUUAGAGGGUUGGAUAGAGAUAGCAGGGGUUGGCAAUUAUCUCUCUCUAGAUGGAUUAGUUUUUUAGGGGGCUAGCUAAUUCCAGCAAUAUCAACUGUACAUUG